Messenger RNA from Aedes aegypti (yellow fever mosquito), 2396 nucleotides. Its product is annotated as histone H4. The record is from RefSeq and is a predicted model, not a curated record. NCBI's taxonomy places the organism in Eukaryota, Metazoa, Arthropoda, Insecta, Diptera, Culicidae. The transcript has a single exon. Bases 257 to 568 code for a protein of 103 amino acids. Gene Ontology annotation, molecular function: structural constituent of chromatin; DNA binding; protein heterodimerization activity. Gene Ontology annotation, cellular component: nucleosome. Gene Ontology annotation, biological process: nucleosome assembly.
UGUAUGAUGGUGAAGUUUGUUUUACAAUCCAAACGAAUGCGUUGAAACGAGGCGAAAUAAUGAGGGUCGAAAACUCGACGUCUACUUUUAUAUGCUUGUUUCGACGCAGGCAACCAAUCAGAAGCCCCGAAAGAAUAGGAAAAGCAAGAAUGGCAAGAAGAAAGCACCCCUCGUGCGGGUAUAAAAGUGGCAGUCCGCCAGCGGAAGGCAUCAGUUUCAUUACAACCGUAGUCGAACACCGAACUAAACAUACAAAAUGACUGGCCGUGGUAAGGGAGGCAAAGGACUAGGAAAAGGAGGCGCUAAGCGUCAUCGCAAGGUUUUGCGUGAUAACAUCCAGGGUAUCACCAAGCCCGCCAUCCGUCGUUUGGCUCGUCGUGGUGGAGUCAAGCGUAUCUCUGGUCUUAUCUACGAGGAAACCCGUGGAGUGCUGAAGGUAUUCCUGGAAAAUGUCAUUCGUGAUGCUGUUACCUACACUGAACACGCCAAGCGUAAAACCGUAACCGCCAUGGAUGUUGUCUACGCUCUGAAGCGUCAGGGACGUACUCUGUACGGUUUCGGAGGUUAAAUCGUAUCCAUAUUUCCGCUCUCAAAACGGCCCUUUUCAGGGCCACCAAACACAUUCCCAAAAGAGUUAUCAGGUCAAAAUUCAAUUACUAAUAGCAGUCUGCCAUCGUACGGUGUUAUGUAUCCAACAAGCAAGUUUUUGAUUGCCGUCAUGAACGACUCGUAAACCCCUCCUCCCGACACAUUCUCCGUUUCAUUCGUAGCCAUCAGGCUGUGUGUUUUGUUGUUGCUCUAGAGUUCAGAUAAGUUUAUUCCUGUUUUCCAAGUUUACGCUGUAUUAGCAGAGCGAAUACGAUUAGCAGCUCGACGAAAUCUCAAGAAACAGUUACUACCUAAAUCGUUCGUUUUGACGCCUUCAACUAUCCACACAAGUUCCAUCUAGCUUCAUACCACUCACGUGCAUGCAUCUCCUACCCGGACUUCAUUGCCAGGUAGCAAUCGUUCGUGCUGAUUCUGCAUAACUGUUGUUGUUGGGCAUGCAUCUCCUACCCGUGUCAUUCGUAGCCAUCAGGCUGUGUGUUUUGUUGUUGCUCAAGAGUUCAGAUAAGUUUAUUCCUGUUUUCCAAGUUUACGCUGUAUUAGCAGGGCGAAUACGAUAACCAGCUCGGCGAAAUCUCAAGAAACAGUUACUACCUAAAUCGUUCGUUUUGACGCCUUCAACUAUCCACACAAGUUCCAUCUAGCUUCAUACCACUCACGUGCAUGCAUCUCCUACCCGGACUUCAUUGUCAGGUAGCAAUCGUUCGUGCUGAUUCUGCAUAACUGUACCAUUCCGUUUUUGCUUGUUUUGCUUAACUUCAUUUUUUUCGGUAUGCGUUGUUGAGCAUCUGGCGCAUACCACCGUGCAGUGAUUGAUUGUAUAUAAUGAAUGUGUGUCAUCAUAUUUCACUCAUCUUAAACAAAACUAUGAAACCAGUUGAUAAUCCGUUUUCGACUGAGCACCCACAAACCGCUUCCAACGUCGUCAUCCACAUCGUUAACACACCCAGAUUGUGGUGCAAAAUUACUUCGGAAACGCGCGAAAACUAACUCGAGUGAUCUGUGCAAUCACAAAGCACCAUGUAAGCAUGGUAUUCGCUAAGAGAUUUGAGUCCGAAUUCAUGUUCUACUACAACUAGGCUGUCAAGGACAAGUGACGAACUCAUUAUGGCUUCAUCGAAUAGUGAUCGUAGAACAGAUUGUUUGUGAGCUUUUAAAAAAUGGGAAAAUCUUAUAAAUUUUUAAUAUUUGCAUAUAAAUUCUCAAAUUUACUUGAUUCCAACGAAAAUAGCUUUGACGCGAAGUGUCAUACUAAUACUCUUUACUUCUGCAUUCGGUUUGCUUAACUGAUUGACAGAAACUUUGUUAUUUCGUUCAGUAUGUUGUGGGUCACGCACUAUCAAAGUUACCCCGUUUUACGGUAAUGCCAACUUUCGACGGCAAAAUUUAAGAUAAAAAUGUUUUCUACAGUGUGCAGGAAUAAUCAGAUUAUACUCCACAAAACUACCAAAGUUACCCCGCCUUGCGGUAUGAUUAAGUUUGUAACGGUUACCUCAGCUGAGAAACCUGAUAAAGUCUAGAAGAACACGGUUUUCCUCAUUCAAAACUGCAUUUCGAUAGUCCCGAAGAUGGGGAUCAGUGAGAGAGGUGGGUCCAUGUAUGUAGUGGAUCAAAACACUACAACAGCACUUUAUCUGCUGGGUAAGUGAACGGUAUGUUACUGAAAGCAUACUUUUUGGCGUUUCUUUCGGAAUCUAUGGUAUGGUAUGGUUUUCAACGGCAAAUCGACGCGCGUACAGUAUGGCUCAUAAAAAAAAAAAAAAAAAAAAAAAAAAAUACGGAAGGUGCAA